AUGAGUGAGCCGGAGGACUGUGACAGCCAGACGUACUCCGGGUGUCCCAGUGUAGAACAGAUGCUGGCGUCUAGUCCAGGGAAGACCCCUAUCAGCUUACUUCAAGAGUAUGGGACUCGGGUAGGAAAGACGUGUAUGACCUGCUCAAAGCUGAGGGACAAGCACAUCAACCCAACUUUACCUUCCGUGUAUCCGUUGGAGACAUCAACUGCACUGGUCAAGGACCCAGCAAGAAGGCAGCCAAGCACAAAGCGGCAGAAGUGGCCCUCUCUCUACUAAAGAGUGCUGAUAUGUUUGGAAUUUUUGAGGAUAACAGUGCAGUGUUUUCAGUGGAAUCACCAGUGGAUCCAGGGAUAAAAACGGACAUGUCUCCACCCCCUCCACCCACCAGGAAUCAUGCCAUUGACUUGAAGCCCCCUCUACCUGCCCAACAGUCAGAAUGUAAUCCUGUGGGGGCACUACAGGAGCUGGUGGUGCAGAAAGGUUGGAGACUUCCUGAAUAUACAGUAACCCAAGAGUCUGGGCCAGCACACCGGAAGGAGUUCACCAUGACCUGCCGUGUAGAGAGAUUCCUGGAGAUUGGUAUGACAGGGGUGAUGGGCCUAAGACUUUUUGUUGUGAGAAGCAUCAAUAAAAUCUAG
This is a messenger RNA of Staurois parvus, 641 nucleotides long. The record is from the annotation of a GenBank genome assembly. Lineage: Eukaryota; Metazoa; Chordata; Amphibia; Anura; Ranidae.